Molecule: messenger RNA, 24529 nt
Organism: Porites lobata
Lineage: Eukaryota; Metazoa; Cnidaria; Anthozoa; Scleractinia; Poritidae
Source: the annotation of a GenBank genome assembly
AUGGCCGCUCGAAGACCGAAAUCUGGAUUGUCUGCAACAAGUUCGGAGUCUCCAACCGACGCAGCAAGCUCAGUAGAUGAUGACUUGUAAGUAAAAAUUGACACGAUAGUUACUAAUUUCCUUUGUAGCGUUCUAAGUGUGAUUGUAGUCUAUCUUUGUGCAUUGUGGUUUUCACUUGUUUCUGAUCAUUGAUUUAAGGACGCCUCAGUGAAUAUAAUGUCUUUUUGUGUGAUGCUGUGUGUAAUAUUAGUCGCAUUGUGCGGAUAGUUUUGUAAAGUUGCAUGGAAUAAAUGUUGUCCCUAGGAUUUCAAAACUCGUCGCAAUGUUAGUCCUUUAUACUCCCUACCUCUCCAUGCCAUAUGCCUGUAUAAAGGCAGAAAAAAAUUAAAUGCAUUGAAUAUAUGAAGCUGAGUACCUUAUGUACAUGUUUCAAAAGUUGUGUAGUUAAUGAUUAAUAAUAACUUAUUAUUUGUUAUUUGUUAGGGAACGCGUCCAAAUAUCGGCAUCGGGUCACACCGAUGCCGAUCAAUUGGGCACCGAUUUUUUCCGAUUCCGUUGAAGGUCGGACCCGAUUUUAUCGGUACCGAAUGAAACGGAAUCGGCAACGGGUCUCAAGUCUUUAUCGGGCCAAUUAACUAAGGUCAUCAAAAAUAUCUGGCAGCUCAAAUAACCCGUCACAAAAGCAAAAGCAAAAGCGUGAAUGUUGUUUUUUAUAACCUUAUCUUUCUUAUAAAUGUGUCUUGUUUGAACCGAAAUUUAACGUCACAGUUUCAAACAUUUGUUUGUAUUUCCUAUGACAGAGUAUGACCAGAAAAUAUUAAAUUUGUUUCUCAAAAUGGGCACGAGAAGAAACAGCAGGUCAUUCAACAACGUUGAAGAGCAUCUUUUGAGUAAAGACAGCACAAUAUACAUUGCAAGUGUACGAUCUCAAAAUGAUAAUUUUAAAAUAGCUUGAGCCUGUGCUAACCAGAACCCAAAACGCAUGAUUAUAGGAAUCUUUGGAGGAAUAAACGGUUUAGGACUGUAAAUGAAAAAAACAGAAAGAAGUCAGAACAUCCACGACCAAAAUGCAAAUGUUGUUACCAUGUUGUGUACUUUAACUGCUAAAUUGCCACAGGAGAGAAGAGGACAUUGUCUGAGAAUCAGGCUGCAAGUUGUUUAUUGGUUGCAUAUGAACUCAAAAAAGUGACUGAUGGAGGCGUUCAACUGGUUUUCUCUUUCUCGAUUCUCUUUCCGCUAUUAAAUUGAGUCGAACUUACCGGAUGUAUGGACAGUUUGCUUUGGUUGAACACUCCGGUAAAAAAGGUUCUGAUUUUUGUCAAAAAGUCAGCCACCUAGAGUCAAGUGCAAAUUUUUCUAAGUGCUGAGAGUGAAAAGCAAUUUCACGUGGCACCAUGCUCAAGCUCACAGAACAUACAGCAAAGUCGCUAAGACAUUCUCUCUUUCGUAGCUCCUGUAUGAAACUUCAUUCCGUGUCUUCCGUGACUCGCGAGUGUGGGAAUCUUUCAGUUCUUGUUGCUAAUUCCCUGGAGACAAUCUGAGGCCGCAAUCUAAUUGGUCGGUAUUUUUUGCCUCAGAUCGCAUUACACCUUGCGUUUAGGAUCGUUGAAUGAAAGAAGCAAAGUUUCGUAAAAGUUUAUCCCGUGGUUUUAUAUUAUCCAUGGUUUUGCUCUCGCUCCGCUGGCUAGGAAACCCGUUGAGGUCUACUUGUAACAAGUCUAUGAAUCCAGUUGUGUUUCGAGAAAGUGAGUUCCGGCUGUGUUUUUGGAUUACAUUGUUAGAAAGUAUCGAGUAAAGAACACACUACUCACUAAGGUGUUUUGUUUGCUAUAUAUCAACGAAGAACAGUGGUGUUUUGCGUCGUAAUAUUUAACUCCUUCUAAUUUUCAUAGAAUAAAUGUUAUGGAGCAGCAUGGUGUUUGCGAUCGACUGGAGGAAAUACCUCUGCAAAACGCCGAAAAUCACGUGUAUAGGCACGCAUCAAAUCAACAAACUCGAAACACAACAUGCAGGAACAUACAAUAUUGCUAUUUGUUAUGGAGUAGGAAAAAGGUACAGUCGAUUGAAAUUACUUUGGAGUGAAACGACUCUUUCCUUAUUUGGUUUCGUGACACGCUUCAUUUUACAUAUCAGAUAAAAUAAUAUGACGAUGAGACAUAUGAACAUCGGAAUGUCAACUGGCUCCGAUUGAAUCGGCAAAGUUUUUAUCGUAAUCGGAAACGGCAACUGGUGCCUAUAGACCGGUACUGAUUCCGAUCAAUCGGAAAAUUAAUCGGGUCCGUUUCCCAUGAUCGGGUUCCCUACCGAUAUUUGGACGCGUUCCCUUAGUUGAAAGUCAGAAAACUGGAACACUAGAAUUAUUUCUGGAGUCUUACAGACUUUCCAAACCCCAAGAGGCAAAAAUCUCGAGAUUCUAAACCUAGAGCUGGGAAAAGUAAUGAGAAGUGGGAAAAAGAUGGGAAUAAGAAGCCACAUAUCAUUUUAAAGAUGGAGCAGUAAACAUCACAAUCAUCGUCUUCAUCGCUGUUAGCGUGCACACGUUUUUUUUAGAUUGAGUUAGCUAUCUAAACUUGGAAACCAACCCUCAAAUUACAUGUAGAAAUCAGUUGUCAUCUCAUCAGAGUGAGAGAUUGGUUGUGAAAUUGUGACUGAUGACAUAGUCGUGUUACUAGCUUGAAAAGUCUGGUUUCAUCGUGUAAAAAGGUAAAAAGGCCACUCAGGCUUUAGAAAACUAAACCCAAGCCCUAGGAUUUCAAAUGCCUUGGAAAACAAUUUUUCAGUUCCAUGGCCAUAAAUAAGAGGACACCACCCUUAACAAUUUUCUGGUUCUGUAAAACUUCACUGAAACCCACCUCCUAAAUGUUUUUAAUCUUUUGAAGUCACAUAUCUUUUUCUUGGUACUGGAAGCCAUUAACCCAGUAAAUGUUCAAUGCAGUUUAGGAACAAUUGAUUCAAGAUGGUCAGACAAUAUAAAAUUGAUAGAUGCUAAACAAUGUUUUAGUUUUGUUUAUAAGCUGAGUCAUCAUAACCAUAGAAUUUCUAUGCGUGUUUUAUAAAGAGUCUCAGUGGCUUGUGUUUUUGUGAUUUGCUUGUGUCUCCUGAUCUUUGUUGUGAUUGGUCACUAAUUAAUAAACAUCCCUCUGCUGAAUUAAUUAAGGUGUCAAGGUUUUCUGAGUCUGACAAUAAAGUAAGACAAAUUUUUUUGACAAUCAGAAAAUUGGUAAUUUGUUUUGCAGUGAAAAAAAGUUGGCCUAUUCGGACAAAUCUGUAUGGAGCCCAAGGCCUUAUACAAUAUUUAAGCUGCUCUUGUCAGCGAGGUUCUGCUCUGCCUUUCUUAGUAAUAUAUCUGACUGUGAUGAAACAUUUAAUUACUGGGAACCAGUAAGUACAAAAUUUAAUGGCAAUUUUCUGAUGCACGCAACACUGGGCUGUAACUAAGAUUUUAAGUUGUCCUGUAUAUGUUGUAGUUAAUUUGUUAUCUCAGGUAAUUUUUAUUUUUCCUGUGUUUUAACUUAAUUAACAUACAUUACCAUUCCCAAAAACAAAAGAAAAAUGAAAAUUACCUGAGAUAAAAAAUUAACUUCGACAUAAUAUUUUACAGGACAAAUAUAUUUUUAGGUUAUUUUUUAACCUAGUUUAUUUUUUCCCUUUUGUUCUAACCAGCUUAUUUUUAAACCUAACUUAAACCUUAGCUAUGUUAGCAAUCUCAUUACUCAUCAGUUUGUUUCCUAUCUUUCAUUUUCUUGUUGUCCAUGCUCCCAUCCUGUUCUCUGUCAUAGUAACAUCCACAGUUUAGUAAAUUACAGCAUUUGAGGAGCCAACAAAUUUACCUUUCUUAAGUAUUAUUAUUCUAAAUGACAAUUUCACAGUAAAAAAAACUCUCUACAGUCAACUCCCGUUAUUGGGGACACCCUUGGGACCGCAGUUUAGUGUCUGUAAUAGCGAGAGUCCAUAAUAACGGGGUGGGAGAAAAAAUUCAUUGCUAUUGGAGGAAUUGCAUUUAUUCACAUUGUACAUUGUCUCCAGAACCAACAGUGCAGUUUUUCGCACAAAGAGAGCAUCAGAACUUUAUUUAAAAACAAGAAAAAUGGUUAUAGAACAAAACUUACGUCUCACUUUCGUUUACCACAACGGUCACUGAAAAAUGUGUAGUACGCAAUUUGCCAUAAAGUACCAUUCUAGAAAAACCAAGUUAUGUACAUUAAGUACGUCAUGACUGUCUGUUUUUUGCAAGUAAGUACGGUGGUUUCAUAGAAGGAUCAUGUUAAACAGGAAUUAGAAUGUUCACUUUUCAAUUAAAAUUACAGAGACGAAGAGAAGAAGAGGAAGAAAUAUUUAUAAUCGGAGAAAAUUUUGCCAAAAUGUCGAAAGAUGCUGAUUGAUGUCCGUUUAAACGAGAGUUAGGAUAAUAAAAUUGUGCUGUCGGGACUGAGGAAGGUGUCCGUAAGUCGAUAACAGUGAGAGUCCGUAAUAGCAGGAGUUUGUUUCAGUGAAAUGUAUGUAAUUAUCACUGGGGAUUUAGCAGCCGUCUGUGUUAUCGGGGUGUCCAUAAUAGCGAGGUGUCCACAAGGCGAGAAUUGACUGUAUUCUGACAAGCAUUCCAACCUCUUUCCACAUGUGUGUCCUUUAUGGAACUUUGACCUUUUAGAGCAAUCUGUUAUUUUUAUUUUUUUACCCCUUUCCAGUGUUCAAUCUAGGCCACGUUUUUGCAUCAUUGACACAGAUAUAUUCUAUUCUGACGCAAAAUGAAUCGUGGAGUCAUACUGAUGCAAAAAAAGAAGUUACCUUGUAUGUACAAGUACUUCCAACACAGUGGCAAUAAUAAAAGUACAUUUUGCAAAAUAAGUGAGCUUAAAAGCCCAAAAUGAAUGCGCAAAAUGACUGUCGCUUCAGGCUACCUACGUACGAGUAGUUUUUGGGUCAGGCGUUCCAUGCAAUUCCGGGAGAGACUGGAACGUACACUUUGACCUUCUACACAUGUUUUUUUGCUGAUUGACAAUAAUAGUCUUUAUUCAAUCAAAGGAUAAAAAUACAUAUUCUAAGUUACAGUGGAAAUGUAUUAAAAGAUACACGAUAAAAUACAAUAGUAAUAUAAGAAGAAAAAUACUAUACUAAAUUAUAUUUAAAGUAAGUCUAUUUACAAAAGUUUUCUUGUAUCUCUCCGUUUUUAUCUGAGGAAGGUGACACCUCCUCCUACGCAAAUUGUGUGCUAAUUCUUUUUCUUUGGGAAUGAUCGCACCUAGCAUGAUUAUUAAUAGCUCUUUUGAAAGCAGAUUUAUCUUGCUGUUUUAAAAGAUUAAAGAUGCUGGCUGUUUGAGAGGUAAAAUGACGCUUAUGGCACCUGUCUGAAAAAAGCUGGAUAACAUUUAAAUCAGAUUCAGAAGCGCCAUAAACAGCGAGACCAUGUGUGAGAAUGGGAAUAACUAGGUUUUUUAAAAAGUGAUCUUUUUUCUUCUGGCUAAAGAGUUCCUUUCGUAGAGUUCUGAGAAUGUGAAGACACUUGUCAGCUUUUGUAAGCUUGAGUCUGACAUGCUCGCUAAAUUUAGAAUUAGGCUGAAAAUUCAGUCCCAGCAAUACAAGGCUAUCACAUUGAGGAAUGUUAUUGAUGGGAGCGUACUGAUAGCGUGCACCGCUACUUUCCUUCUUUCUGAAUAUCAGUUCUUUACACUUGCUCGGAUUACACAGCAUCUGAUAGGCUUCAUUUGUUCGUUUUGUUCUUUUGUUUUUGUUUCAUUAUGAAAUGACAACAAAAGCUAAGUUUAUUUUUUUGCACUAAAGAAAUUGGCAGUUGAACCUGAAAAGCAUGAAGAUGGGCUGGCCAGAUAAGGAUGGCGGUGAAGUAAUAAUAGUUAUAAUAGUUUGACCCAGACCAUUACUGAAAUGACCCAAUUUAAAAUGCGAAUUGUGGGACAUACAUGACUGUAUAAUCCAUUUUGACUGCCUUUCUCUGCAAGUCAAAAACAUUAUAUUGUCACAUUAUUUUUCAUAAUUGUAAUGAUUAUUGAUAACAGUUGCUUGUUGAACACUCUUAUUAUCCCCAGAUGCACUUCUUAAUGUUUGGUUCUGGCUUUCAAACUUGGGAAUAUUCACCAAAGUAUGCCAUCAGAUCUUAUGCAUACUUGCUUUUACACACUCUUCCUGGAAAAGCACAGAUUGGAGUAUUUGAAGCUAAUAAAGUAAGACAAUAAAUUUAUUAAUUUACUGACAUGUAUCUUUUGACAGUCAUAUGUUCUCCUUGUAUAAAGUGUUUGUUGUAAUGAACUACAUUGUACAUAUUGCAUGAUAAUUACUGGUAUUGUUUUUCUAAUAAUGGUAAAAUAUCAUUGCUAUCAUUGAAUGAUAAGAAGAAUUUACUUUUAGAAUAUAGUAGAUUCUCCUAAUCAAGGGUGGAUCUGCCUCCCUAUUAAAUGUCUUGCACUGUCAAAGUUGCAUUGUAUUUUCAGAAGACGCCUAAUACAUUGUACUUACAGUUCUCAAACCUCUUGCAGUAUGAGGUUCUUCAAGGGUGGAUGCAGAAAAUUCAGAAAGGGGUGGCCCGGGACACUUGCCAGCUAAAUCAAUACUAUGUCCACUCAGCCAACCCUUACACGUAAAUGGCCAACAUGUAAAUGGCCUUGAACCUUUUUCAUGGGCUGUGUAAAACACAGAUCUUUAUAAUUCAUUGAAAAUUUAUGUCCUUGAACCAAGGCCAUGAAAUUGACAAUUGCAAAAUUCACGACCAUGAAAAAAAGAUUCAUGGGUUUUUCCUGAACAUUACAUGGGAUUUUCAUUAAACUCAUGUUGGUAGUGGUACUAAGCUAUGGUAUGGUAUUUUAAUAGGGUGCUGCUGUGUUUUUUUGAUUGCAGUUGUUGGUUUUUUACUUCCUACGCUUUGUUCUGUCAAUAGUCUGUGCUGCUUGUGAGACCUACUUCUACAGGUACAGCAGCUGUACUUUUAUACCUAACCGAUCUUAUCAUGCAGAUGGCAGGCACAUGUAUAUGUAUAUACAUGUAAUGUCUUGAAUGGUGAUUUUUCUCAGUAGACAACUUAGUUUAGUUCUUACUCUGUCAGUGGCAUGCUUAGCAUUUGGGCAAGCCAUGCAUUAAUUAGUUAUUAAUGAAUGAGGCUGAGUAGGAUAUGAAGAAUUAAGCUGAUCGAGGAGGGUGUUAUCCACAGAGGCCGAAGGCUGAGGUGAAUAACACCCUCCGAGAAUCUGAAACAAUACCUAAAAACAUGGCAAGAACUUCAUAUCCUAUUUGAAAUAUUUGCGGAGCUGGACAAAAAUUCAUUAAUUGCUUUAUCAUUCAUUCAAAAUAAUUCCUAGUUUAAAAACACAGCUAAAACAUGCUUACCUGCAUCAAUGUUAAGUUUGUCUUUGAUAGUGUACUUUUAGGUUUGUCCAGCUCUGCAAAAUAUUCUCCAAAUAGCAGUUGUCGCCUCCGAGUUGUCUUCUUGCUGUUUUUGCUAUGGUUUUAGCCAUUAUUUCAGCUAGUUCCAGCUGUAGUUCUUACUCUUGCAACAAGUGAAGUGUCUGCCAUUUUAGUUUCGCAACGAAAACAACUCAACCUCGUCCCCAGGUCUGCUCAGUUAACGGUGCAUUAACCUGUAGAAGGCUGCAUUUUUGACACCAUUUCCUCCUUAAACACAAAAUUUUUCCAAAUUUGAUCAUCGUUAACUGGUUAUGGUGAAUUAUGCAUGUGCUAUUAGUCAAUCAGAAUUGGGGAGAUAUUUUAAAUGAAUAAUAAUUUUUGUUUAUAAUUGUUGCACAUUAUACAUCGUACAAUGUACAUGUACAUGCCAUGCUAGCCACCACUAUCAGUAAACAUUAUCGACUAUUCUUUAGUUGCAUAGUUUGUUACAAACAUCAGUUUUAACCAUGGGAAGUUUCCAUUUUGAUAGUCAAGUGAUGUUUUUUUUAUCAGAAAUAAAAAUAAGUUAAGUACUGUAGUGCUGUACAGUAUGUGUAUUAACUCACUGGUCCUUUGUGGACAUUUUUAGGGGCAUAAUGAGGCAGUUUGGUAACCAUGUGGCAAGAAUUGCAGCUGUCUUUAUGAUUUUUAGCACAGGAAUGUUUAUAUCUGCAGCUGGUAGGUUAUGGUGGAAACCUUGGUUAUGCAUGUAUCUUAUAAAUACUUUCAAAAAUGUACACUACAGAAUAAAAGGUUAUAUAUGUUGAUUUUUGAUGCAAUAAAUUCUGUCAGUAGGUGUGGUUUCUGUCCUUCAAAGUUUCUGACCAAUCUAUAGCACAGUUUAAUAACUAUAUCUUCAAACAGUAUUUAUUUAAUAAAAUGAAGGUGUGAAAUAAAGGCUGUAGAUCAAUAAUGAUCAAAUCAAAGGUUCUCCUUUCAUUUCACAAACAUACGUAAGGCACAGUUGAAGGAGAAUCUAAGUUAUCUAGAGUCACUAAAGCCUUUUUCGCAUGGCACUUAAGCUGCCAAUAUUGUUUCUAACAUGAGUUCCAUUUUGUUGACUUUAUCCAUUAUGGAGGCGGUGCCAUGAUUUUUUGCAUGAGUUUUAUUUCGCCUUUUCAUCGUGCAUGAACCCACUAUCUUGUUCAACUGAACUAUGAUACAGUGUACAUCAUUGUUUUAAAAGAACAUUUAUUCAUUGAGUGACUGUCCAUUGGAAAGGAUGUGUUACAGAAAAGUAAAAGUUAAAAAACAAAAACGAAACGAAACUGUAUUGUGGGCUGUGUUUGCAUGCAUGUGUUUUGAUUUAAUGUUCUCUCUUGUGUAGUGUUUAUUAACCCUUUAAGCCCAAGUAUCCACAUACAAGUUCUCCAAACUGAUCUCCAUACAUUUCCUUAAAGAAUGAGUUGAGAGAAUUUGAUAAAAGAUCAAGGCAUUUUUUCUUGGGUGAUCACUUUAUUAAUUCUCUGUUGACAGUGUGUGGAUAUUGUUAGGAGAAAAUUGAUCUUGGUCACUAUUGGGACUUAAAGGGUUAAACUGUUCAUGAAGCUAUGAAUUAUUGUUGUUUGUAGCAUUUCUUCCAAGCACAUUUGCAAUGUACAUGGUUCUUCUAUCUUAUGGUGGAUGGUUUGCAGGAAAUUAUGAGGUAAGUCUGAUAUUCACAUUUCAUCUGCAUAAUGAAUUGAUUCCUUGGUAUUAUUCAUCAUUAGUAAAAUCCAACUAGUGGUGUAUUAUCAAAGCUGUAUUCUGAUUGGUUGAGCUUCUACUAGGCUAUAUGUUAUAGCCCAAUAGCAGCGAAAAGUGCUGGCUUUGAAAACUAAAACAAUGGCAGCUGAAUCGCGUUUUGCUAGCUAAAGUUGUUUUGUCUCAAUAUUUUCGACCAACUAGUUGGAUUUUACUAAAACAAUUUAUUCCUCUCCUUAUGGCCUCUGAGUCAAUAGCCCCUUCGGGCUCAACGAAUAAUUGUUAAAUAUUCAGGCCUCAGGAGGCUGCAAUGUACUCACUGAUCCAUUGUAACUUUCCAUGCCUUUGGGUCACUGAAAACAACACCUUAGUACCUGAACAGUACAGGGAACUUUAGAUUAAAUAGACUAGAGCUUCAAGCCUAUAUUGAUGUCACAAAGAGAAGAGUUUUACCAUGUACUGUAAGAAGCAAAUCUCAAUGUACUUACAGUGGUCUAAUUAAAUCUAAACGAACUAUGUACAAUAAUUGAUUUCUAAAAAGAAAAGUUUUCAAACGUUGCUUAACCCAUUCGCUCCUGCAGAUUUUGCCGAAAAACGCAUUUUGAAGCUAGUCGAGUGGUUUUCUGGUCACUGUCAUGCUAUAAAGAGCUAAAACUUGCCACAAACCAGUUUACAGGUCGUACACUUCGCAGCCUUCUGAUCCAGAUGUAAAAUAUCAGCUUGUGAAGUUCGGGCAUGCACAGAAAGCAAAAUUUCUCUCCUCCCCUCUUUUUUUGCUUUUCUUGCCUCAUUGUUUUUUCUCUUGCUGGGCAUUUAGUAGGCUUCAUUUUGGUGCGAAGAGAUUUUAGGAAAGCUUUUAGGAUCUUAGGGUUAGGUGAAAGGAAAGGUAGGUGGGCAAUGGAACAAGUUUUUCGCGGAGAUUUUCAGGCCAAUGUCACAUGGUUUUUUGCUUCUUUCUCUGGUGUCCUUGACUGAAUUGUGCUCAUUCUGGUAUGGUUUGAAAGAACUCUUCACUAUGCACAAGUUAGCAAACAAAGUUUUCCCUAACCGUUAAAACUGAUGACGUCACAAGGGUAGGAAGGACGUGGAUCCGCAUGGGGGGUUACAGGCGGUUCAGGGACGAAUGGGUUAAAUGUGGAAACAGAUUCAGAGUAUUUGAUACAAUUAGGUAAACUGUUCCAGAGUUUUGGUGCAUAAUGUGAAAUGAGUGCUAGCCAUAAGUCACGGUAUUAACAGGAGGAACUUGUAAAAGCAACCCAUUAGAUUAGCGGAGUAAAUAAGCCGGUUGAUAUUUGACAAGUAGUGAAGACAAAUUGUCAGGAGCUAAGUCAUUUAAAAUUUUAAAUGUAGUGAUCAAUCUACUGCUUAAAUAAAACUGUUGAGUAACCUGUCAUGUACCCAGUAUAAAACAGGUGAGCUCUUCUUUUAUAUAAAGUUAAUGGUGAUGGCAUCUCAAUGAAAAUGUUAAAGGAGAGUAAUUUCACUCAAGUAAUGUAUGAGCAUUUGAACAAGGUAGUGUCAGUGGUGAAAAAGCCCACAGACCCCUUUUUACGAUAAAUUUUACUGUGUACAAAUGCAUUCAGUCAAACCAUAUGUUUCUGUGCACACACAGAGAGCUGUUAAAUCGCUUACUUUUGAGUGGUACUGUACAUGUACGUCUACAUAAAAUUAUUGGAUGGACAUAUAACUUAAUACAAGAUAUGUUAAUGCCAAAACAUCCAGAAAUUGUCGAAGAAGCCAGGUCUUUGAUUUAACUUCAGUUGAGCUAAAAAUGCUCAAAUUCAUACGUGUAGCAAAUUGAAGGGUUCCCAACAUUUGGAUGCCUAAAAGUUUUGUCAAGGUAAAAAAAUCAUUCCCUUUGCACAAGAACUUACUUGAUAAUUGUAUCAUGAAUUUACUGAUAAAUGUGAUUUGAAGUUAUUGUUUUGCUGUUUUAGGUUGCAGUGUUGGCAACAGCUGCGGGAGCCAUUAUUGGUUGGCCAUUUAGUGCAGUUCUUGGGUGGGUAAUGCUUCUAAUGGUAAAUUUUAGCCAGCAGAGUAUACUACAUACUACAUACUACAUAAAAUACUACUAACACAUGUGGACUGCAAUUGCAGAUCAGGUUUGUUGCUUUGGGGGAGGGGGAGGGGGGAAUGUACCCAUCAUUUCUAUCAUCUACUGUAGGCUUAACUUGAUUGACACAAUAACAUAACUUGACAUCUUUAUGAUGCUUCUUCUUGAAUUUCUUGGCAGAAUUAUAAUAAUAAAUGUAAUAAAUUUAUUAAUACAAUCAUUAAAAAUAACACUGUUUUGUGUGUAUAGAAAAACUUCAAAUUUUAUUAAACAUGGCUGUCAAAAUUCAAUUGCCAUGUGGUAAUGUCAAGGGAGACAUGUAAGUAAGGAUAGAUUUUAGGAGAGGUUGCAAAAUUUGGCGGUCAUAGGUUGAAGGAUUUUGAGCUAACUCAACUUUUUAGUUGGGGGGAGGAGGGGGGGUCUCAAAAACCCCCUGGUCUGAUUAGGGAACUUACUUCACAGCUGUUUGCUUCUCUUUGCCAAAAAGUAAGUGGAGAGAAACAAAAUUCAAGAAUAAUAAAAAGACCCUUUAACUAACAAUAACAAUUUAUAGCAACAAUAAGCUACAGUCGACUGCCGAUAACUUGAACCUUCUAGGAAAAUUAAAAAAAGUUAGAGUUAUCAGGAGUUGGAAGCAAAUAAUCAGAAAUGAGCAAAUAAGCAAAUGGAUGGGGAGCGAGUGCAAUUAAGCAAUAAAGAAUACAUGGAUGGACACAAUUUGAAUCGGAGUGACAAAUACGUAAAGACAAAAAAUUCACACGGUUGUUUUGAAAUAAAUUCAAUGUCUUGUACUUCAGUACAUGGUUUACUUUGGGCUUGUCGUGCGCUCAAAACAUGGUUCGAGUUUUUUAACAAUUAUUAAUGAAUGAGGCUGAGUAUCUUAUGAAGAAUUAUGGAGAGCAGAUGUCGCCCUUUGAGUUGUCUUCUUGCUGUUCUUGCCAUGUUUUUAGCUAUUUUUUCGACUAGUUCUUACUCUUGAAAUGAGUGAAAUGUGCGCCAUUUUUCAAGUUCACAACCAAAACAACUCAACCUCAUCCCCAGGUCUUCUUGGUUAACGGUGCAUUAACCUGCAGAACGCAGCAUUUUUGACGUCAUUUCCUCGCUACGCACAAAAUUCUUCCAAUGGUGAAUUAAAGGUGUGGGUUUUUAGCCAAUCAGAAUCGGGAAAAAAUAUUUUGAAUGAAUAAUAACGAGGGUUAAAUUAUAGAAAUGAUCUGAAGGGAAGCAAAAAUUACUUCAAGUUACCAGGAGGUUUGAGCUAUGAAGGGUUCUCGUUAUUUGGAGUCGACUGUACCUCACACGUUUUAAAAAAUGCUCAUAGUUUUGGUAGUCUAAUGAGAGCCAGAAGCAAAAAACUACAUGUAUGUGCAGUUUGUCGAAACAUUAUUUAGUGUUACAUGCAAUUUGAAGUUGUAAAAAUUUAAAUCAUAAACUCCUCAUUAUUAAGUAAUCUAUUUCUAAGACAUAAUUAUGUUCAUUGCAGAUUACCCAUUGCCUGGGAUAUCUUGAUCAGACAAAGGAAAUAUAUGUAUUUUGUACAGUUAUGUCUCAUAGCACUGAUAGCCAUUUUGGUAAGUUUACAUUCCUGUAAAAGUUUACAUUCCUGUGAAAAUUUGUGACAUUUUUGCUAAUCAGGAGAAUAAUUUUCUUUUCUCAGGGCCCACUAGCCUAUAUAGACUCUCAUUUCUAUGGCAGGACUGUUAUUGCACCAUUGAAUAUAGUGUUGUACAAUGUGUUUGGUAAAGGAGGUCCAAGUCUUUACGGUAAUAACUCAAUGAUAUCUUUCCUUGGUUAACUUAUUACAAACCAGUUUAAAAGCCAGCUGCCACUUGGCUGGCUAACUCAAUUGAUUAAAGCACUGCACUGCACUUUGUCUCUAUUCACCCAGGUGUUUAAAUUGGUUUUCUUAGACAAGAAACUCUACUCCACUUUGUCUCUAUUCAUCCAGGUGUAUAAAUUGGUUAGCAAGAACAUACUGCUGGGGGGUAGCCCUACGAUGGACUUGCAUCCCAUCCAGGGGAGAGUAGCAAUACUCCUAGGCAUGCUGCAUGCUAAGGAAACCGGGAUAAGCAUACAGCUGCUUGGUCUUUUGGCUCGUGUACGCCCUCACCUUUACCUUAUUAGUAUUGUAGAGGUCAGGGUUCCAUCCCGGCAAGCAUGAAUGUUUUUAGGCUUUCUUUUUGUAACUUCUUUACAUGCGAUGUAUGAUCUUCUUUGCAUUUAGUUCAUAGAUACAUUGUUCAUUAGUUUAUUGAAUUACCAUGACGAAAAUUCCAACUGAUUUCAACUUCUUUUACCCACCCAGCCUACUUACAUUUGACUGGUCACUCUAUAGGAUACAUAAGUUACAUGUAGAACCACCCUGUACAGUCAGCAUAGCCUGUGAGCAAGCUCUCCAUUAGGAGGAGUCGGGAAAAGUCACGCGGGAGCAGCACGCGAAGGGAAACGCGAGUGUGAGGGGAGGGGAAAGAAGGGAGAGCUUUCCUUUCCUUCGUUCCUCGCGUUACUAGCGCGUUGUCUUGCGGUUAGCUUUGCUUGCCAUAAAUGGAGAGCUUUCUCGCAGCCUACAGUCAGCAUAGUAAACAGUACAAGAAAGUACUAUAUAUUAUCUUUCAUUUGAUUACUCCUUAGGAUACGUUAUUCUUAUCUGUACCAUGUUGGUGGUUGUAAUGUUUUUUCUUGUUUUAAUUUUACCUCCAAGGCGUAGAACCAUGGACAUUUUACUUCCUAAAUGGCUUUUUAAACUUUAAUAUUGUAUUUCCUAUGGCUCUACUUGCUCUGCCUGUUUGUGUAAGUACAUGAUAAAUGUUACUGCUAAAUUCAUUUAAAACUUCAAGUAUGCACAGUUAAAAAUGCUAAGCCAAUGCAGCUUUCCAUUUGAUCCUCUGGUGCCUAGAUCACGCUAAUAAAGGGUGACGCUCAUUUUCUGCGAUCACGUACUUUGAAAACAAGUGACCACAGAGCGCCAUGCAUGUAUACGUAAUCACAUCUUGUUUUGCAAAAAAGAUUGUAGCCAAAUACGUGCGUAGAAAAUGCGUAGAAAAUUGGAAAAUUGUGCGCACUUCUGGAAAAGAGCAUCCAAUGAACAAUAUGUACACAAAAAUAAUUAAUAAGGUAAUUUGCUUUUUAAGCUUUCAUAUCGCAACUUACCCUGGGUUAUCUUAAUCCAGCUUUGAGCAACCGGCCCGGAAUAUGACUGAAGUCUAGAUACUGAAUGGUUCUCAUACAAUCAUUUUGAUUGUCUCGAUGGACCCAGCCAUCCCUAAAACGUAAUCGAGUAAUUUGCGAAAACUUUCAGACAUUUAAAAUGUCGCCCAGUAACUUAAAAGUUAAUACUGUAUUAUCUUUUUUUGCAUCAGGUUUUUGUCAAGUUUAUAAUUGCGCAAACGCAGGAAAAGAAGUGUAAGUGAUUAACAAAGAUAUAAAAAGCGUUGUGGGUCUAACCUGCGAACAAGCUCUCCAUUUCGAGCAAACCAGGACAACGCGGGAGCGAGCGGCCCCACCUCUUGCUCCACGCGCGUGUCUUCUCCCGAUAUUUCUCACAUAGGGAGCUUGGUAAUAGGCUACCAGACCUAUUACAUGGGUACCGUCCAAGUCUGUAAGACAGAGGUAAAGGGGUUGGUUUCUAAGAAAUCGGCGGUGCUGUGCCCGUGGGGUAGUGUAAAACAGAAAUUUGACGGUAGAAUUCGGUUUCCAUAAUGUCAAAUCAUCUCUCCCCCAGCCAUCUGCGAUCCUUCCCAUCUUUCCCUGUUCGCGCACCUCACUCGUCUCCAGUACCCUCGCAUUGAUGCCACCCUUCCUGCUUUGGUUUGAAAUAGCCUGUAGAGGAGCGGUCAGGCAGGUGUAGUUGGGGAAUCACCGAAUGACGUCAUUCAAACGAUUGAAAACAUACUGAGUAGUACCCACACCACAGCACAGUAGGUAACUAUAAUGGUUGUUAGUAACACCCGGGAACACCCUGAAAUCCCGGGAAAAAACAAACUGUGGUCGUAAGGCGGUUUUUCACUCUAUCAGAUGUUUUUUUGAAAUAAAUUAGCCACUGUGCAUCGGUUCAGUAGUUCCAGUCCCUCUUCAUAACAAGUCAAAGGUCUAUGGCGUAAGCGUUGUGUAUUCACGUGAUUGAGAAACAAAAAAAAACGUUCCUAGUUGCAAAACAUAAAGGAUAAACUAAGCAAAAUCGAUAUGCAUUAGAAAGUGUACCCUGGGGAUUCUACAAAUAAGACUAUUAAAGAAGUUACACGUGUUUUCCUUUAUCCCUCCACUGGAGUCCGCGAAAGUGAAGAGACUGCUGGCGACCCUGCCACUCCCGCCCCCCUAAACAAGAAAGACAGGGUGAUCCUCCUCGUUUCUACUUUCGGCCGGUCUGAGACUUGUCCCAGGAUAGAGCAAUCUCCAUACCUUAUUACCAUAUCAUCGAUAACAAUCAUAUUUGUUUUCAAAUUAUUAAUUUCAAAUUAAGCUUCAGUCCUUAUCAAAACAGUUCCUUACACUUAGUUGAUGUUCUUCUAUCCCCCGUCCCCCCUCCCCCUCCGCAGAACACAGAUGGGUCUAUCUUGCCCUCCUGGGGUUGCCCGCAAGUAAAGAUUUUGUUUUGCCCGUGCAAAAAAUCCUUUAUUUGCCAAUGUGGUUCGAUCAAGUCGGCAGAAUAUUGACUCUGUUCCCUCAAAUUCAUCUUGAUCCAUAAAACCGCAAGCCAGCUAUCUUGGCCUGGCGCUUGGUUAAUAAAAAAUAUGAAUUUCCCUAAAAUAACUUGACUAGCCUUCUUUGUUUUAUCACCUUUCUCUGUUUAGUUCCCUCUUCAGUAUUACCAGUCUGGCUAGCAUUAUCUGGAAUGUACAUCUGGAUUUUAAUAUUCUUUACCAGACCUCAUAAGGUAAGAAAAAAAACUAUUUUGCAGCUUCGAGAAAACUGUCAUGUAGAUUCUUGACAGGAGAGUUUAAAGCUGCCAUAAAAAUAAAUGAGCCAAACUUGAAUGAAGGGAUACCAAGGCGUUCCUUUGCCAAAUGAACCCCUACCAAAUUCUGAUCUGUUAAAAACCAAAUUAGCUGUUGGGUGACCUGUUGCGACCUGUUGAAAUAUCACGAGUGGUAUUUAUGCCAAAUAUCACGUACAAAUCAUGCUAUUAUUUGUUUAUACUACUAACCGCAAAAGGUUUAUAAUUUUCACAUGUAGGUAUUUCAAAUUAAGCUGAAAUUCCACUGCUCUAAGCCAAUCAAAUUGCAGAAAUUUCUCAUGUAGUAGUAUACUAAUUUUUCUGGUAGGAAAAGUAAAAGAAAGCUACCAGUCGUCCUCGUCUUUGAUUCUAGAGGGGGGUCUCUAUUAUUGGUGAGAGCUGGAUAACGACUGAUGGGAAUAAGAAGGCAAAUUUGAAGCUUUUUUGCUGUGUUAAAAACAAAAGAAUAAUACAAUAAUGUAUUGCUAACUAAUGACACAGGUGUGUUUUAAUUGAUUUAUUUUGUGUUAUAUUUCUGGUCUAGGAGGAGAGAUUUUUAUUUCCUAUUUAUCCCUUCGUCUGUGCGUAUGGCGCUGUGACUCUCACAGAGACACAAGUAUGUUAAUUAUUAUUGUUCCAUUCCUGUUGACUUUAUAAUGUUUUCAUCUGUCGCGAAAGUAAGCUCUGUCGGUAGAGCGCUGGUGUUUCACGCCGAAUUACAUUAUGGCACUGUUUUGGGGACGCCUCCUUUAUUGUCUAUUACAAGAUUGCGCGGGAAGGUGGACCGAAAUUCGUUCCCUUAAACAAUGCCACAGUCUAUCUUAUUCGACGACACAGCACCGACUCAGUGUAUGGGCAAGUUCAAAAUGGACAAUCAGCACUUUUUAUAGUUGUUUUUGUGUUGAAACUGAAACACCAUGCAGUCUUGUCGUGUCAGCAAGUAAGAAAAGCGAUAAUUCUGAAGGCCAGAUGCAAAAUACGAGGAGAUUCGUUUACACUCCAGUCACUGCUUGUCAUUAUAUCAAUUUAUUUCUUUCUAGUCAAAAGAAAUUUUGCAAAAAAAGGGGUAAUUGUGGUCAUCGGCAAUGCUACGCAACAUGAAGGUGAAGUCAGAGAAAUAAGCUUGACCAGUUGUGUCGAAAAGUAUGUAUUUUUCUCGUUGUCAGAAGUCAGUCUUUCUUCGACGCUAGUCAUCGGCGUGCUAUAAGAGGUGAAGGUGAAGCGUAAAUUGUUGCGUCAGAUAGAUAAGCAUCAUCUUGUAAGUCGAAAGUUUUUUCUUCGAUGCAAGAAAUCACGCUCUAUUUUCUUCGACAGAGCAGGCUACAUUUCAUGCUUAUAGGAAAUAGCAAGCCGAUAAAAUCGCAAGUGAAAACAGACAUAACAGAAACUGUAAUAGCGUUCUCCCUAUGGAGAGCUAUUUUUUGUAUCUGUGACUUUUAAAACUUUCAUACUGUUUUCUUAAUGUAACUCUUAUAAUGUUUUUUUUUUUUUUUUCCCGCAGAAACUUUUUCAUUUCCUGUUCUUCAGUAACAUGAGGCAGCAUUACGCCGCCUCUUCAACCUGGUUUGCAGUUUUCGUCAGCGUUCUUUUUUCUUUGCUGUCUCUUUCGCGAUCUAGUGCUCUUUAUUAUGGUUAGUAUCAACUCUCUUUUGCAAGGUUCAUUGAAUAGUUUCAAUAAUUUCCAUUAUGAGAGAAAAAAAGAAAAGAAAUACAGAUUAAACAGUAGUACAAUGUGAAGGUAAUGCUUAGAACGUUUCUUGUGAGUGUUCACUUCCAUAAAGUAUUUCAUCCACAGAGCUAAAAAGUAGAAUCAUAUUGAACACAACAACGAAAACUACCACGGGACAUUAAAGCUGAAUGUACUGGACAGUAGUUUACAUUUGAUUUGCCAUGCUAGAAGAUUUUGAGUCAAAAGUAAAACCUCUAUGACUAACAGUACGAUAGUAAAGUACUAUUCGGUAACACACUCGUAGGAUUUUGUUCUUAUACUUAAAAAUCAGAGCCAACUUGAACAGCAUAACAAACAUUUCCACGGGAGAGUACAGCUGGAUAGCCAUCAUUUGAUUGGUCACACCAAAGAAUUCCGUCCCCGUACUCAAAAGUAGAACCGCCCGAUUUGCUUUCUCUUGAAUGGUCACACUUUAGGAUUUCCUCCUCGAUCACACUCCUAGUGUAGAUCUAUCUUAUACUGCAUAAAUAACAUUUCUACUGGAAAUUACUUCGAGUUUGUAACUUUCUGCGCAUUUGCUAGCUACAUAGUGAACUCAAGUUUUUCCACAGGGCAUUCGGCCCCUCCCGUUCAUUAUACUGGCACCGUGUUCGCCUUCUUUCCCUGGAAAUCUCUCAUGUCAGUCUUAAACCCUUCAUCAAAAUAUAUUGGUAAUAUAUUAGACAUCAAGUUGUGAGGAAACAAUUACGUUAUAGGACGAAGCAGGUAUCCAACCUAUGUGCUCUGUACGAAACUUUGGUAGCUUAUUGGCAGGUCGGAGUGUCUUAAUGAUGUACAACCCGCCUAUUUUGUUUACCAACCUCGUGCCUGAGGCUGAGGUUCUCGCUUACUCGUAAGAGAGAACCCUGAAAAAGAGGCUGUUUAUGUGCCUGCGUUGACGGGCCCUUUCCCCUCUCAGCCACCGUUUUAUUGGCGUAAGAGAUAUAUUUACUUUUUUCUUAACGUUUAUUUGAGCUUAUUCCUAUUUAUCAACUCCUCUUGGUGGGGUGUAAAACAUGCUUCUAACUGUUUGCUGUUGCUUCCGUUGUUACGUUCAUUUAGAACUCGUCGCUUUGCAAUGUACAGAAGUGUUAGAGGGUUUAAUAACGUGAACGAACGAGAACCUUGAUAUCCUGAAUUAACGAAGUUAACGCACUCGUGUUUUCCUUCAAUUCUUGGCACUAAGGAUAUUCGUAUUGCUAGCUUGAACUGACGAAAUUAACGCGACUUUGUGAAUUUUGUGGAGAAUUAAUUUUCUAACAUAAAGAGUAAUUUAAGUAAAUCUUUUCUGUUAAAAGUGGCUAAAUGUUAGUCUAUUUUCCUAGGCUACCAUGCUCCUCUGGACUUGUAUGUAGAGCUGAACCACAUGUCAUCAACAUUAGAACAUCCCUUCCCUGCUAACAAGCGAAUUAACCUGUGUGUUGGCAAGGAGUGGUACCGAUAUCCAAGCAGCUUCUUUUUACCCUCAGAAAGGUAAUACUUAAAGUUUAAGUUAAAAUAUGCUGCUGUCUGGCAUCAUUUUUUUGGGAAACGUGAAGAAAGGAUGGGACAAAGUGAUACUUACCCUGAAUGCCAGAGGUUUUUCAUGCGCGGUUUCUGGUUUCGGUUAAGUCUUUCGUGUCUUCGGCCUUCGGCCGAAGACGUUUCUGCUUGCGGUCGACGAAGCUCCUCGUCGCACGCAGGGAAAAAACCACUGGUAACACAUGGUAAGAGAUACCAGGUAAGGAGUAUAAUCCCAAGCAACAGUUAAUCUUGAAUAAGCAUUGUCUUCAAUCUCUUUGGUGACGAUUGUAUUAAGAGAAACUGGAAACAAUAGUUAUGAAAAAUGCUGGGAGGCAAAGAAGGUUUAUCAAAAGAAAGUCCAUAAAAUAGCGACUUAGUUAAGGCAAUAGUCUUUUGAUGUGUUUGCCGUAUAUUCGAAGAAUGAACCCGUCAUCUUUGUUUGGAUCGAAUUAAGACCAUUACGUUACUAACGCUCUUUGCUUUCGGAAGGUGUAAAGGAACAUUUAUAUAACACACUUAUUUUCUUUUGCACCUUUGUGUGUCAGUGUGGAUGACGAAAUCAUGUUAAAUGCCGUAUAAAUUCCCAAACAGUGAAGUGACGUCUUUGCGGCGCGCGCCCGAGUCUCGUUCCCAGGUUUCUCUCUCUUCCUCCCUGGGAACGAGUUGACACGUUUAAACGAGUUCAUAUGAACUCCUGGGUGCUUCGAGGGUAAACAAGCAAUUUGGCUCCUUGACCCUUAAAAUGUAAUUUAAUUUCGUUUGUUUUAUAAUAUUCCCCUUAGCCGUGGAGCCACGCAUUUUUUCACCUAAUCCAGUUUGGACCAAGAAUGUGCUUAAACACCUUUAAUUACUGCGCGAGUCACAAAAUCGUGAACCUUUGAUUCAGUUUUGAUAUUUAAAAUCGCAAUAACGUUAAACAGGAGUCUAUCACAUGGGCUCCUGCGUUAAAGGAAUACAAACCUCAGUCAAAACCACGAACUAAUUUUCUCACGCCUGAUUGGCUUUUUUCUUGCAUCAUAUUACUUUUUCAGAAAUAUUUCCAGCGUUCACGGUUUAAUGAGUUUCUUGGUGAAAGAUGCGGUUACGGAGCUAACUCUCUUUGAAGGACAUUUUGUAGGGAAGUUAGCAAAAUUUGAAAUGAGCACCAUGCGUGUUUACAGUAAUGAGAGAAGCAGUGGUUUUAAGUACUUAAAAUUGCUUUUUUUUUGCUUAAUGAUAAGUUCAUAGUUUUAUUAUUAAUGAUUCAUAGUCCAAGGUUGUUCAAGGUUUAGCCCUCACUCAUAGUUCCUGCUUUUUCGAGUAGUGUUGAAUGUAGUGUUGUCUAUUUCUCGGAUUUGUUUAACUUGAAUGUCGAUCCUUAAAGUAGGCUUUCUUGACAAUUAAAGCUGACCUUGGGUUUUACCAACGCAAGGAUUCGUGUUUUGGAUGUCUAGUCCUGCCAUGCAGUUUCACCUCUAACAUUUUAUUGGUUCUAAAGUACUUUCCAUUAACGACUACGCAGGUAUAUUGUUCCUUGAUUUGUUAAGCUACAGGAUAUGCAGUAGCAUGUUCUCAUAGUCAGCUAACCCAAACAUGUCUGCAAUUUAGCUACGUGUGUUUAGUUCGUUAUUAAUUGGCUUGGUAGCAGAGCUAAAGAAGUAGCUUUGAAGACAUCCAUUUCCAGAAGAAUAAAAGUAACCAUAAUACUGACUCUUGUAGAUUUCCUUAGCAAAAGCCCUUAAAUGGUGAAGAACGGUUUUUUUACAGACAUCUUUAACUAUCAUGGCGGGGUAAACCUUGAACAAUUUUUGACUAUGAAACUAAUCAAAAAUAAGGAAUAAGUGAUGUAGGGUGUUAAUUUAUGAAGAAGAUGACCUGAGGUAAAGAGAAAAAGAAAGUGGGUUGGCGAGGGUCAAGUUAUUGCGAGGUUUGAGUAACCGAAGAUUCAAGCUGCAGAAAGUCAACCGUACCCUCUGUUUAUUUAUAUUUUUUUUUUGCUCCAAAUUUUGUUGCCAAUAGAGAGGAGAAGUCGUUACGUCACGUUGCCAUGGUAGCAAAAUUUUGAUGACAACAAACCGUUAAAGUCUCUUAAAAGUCUAACGCACUAUUUCAAACUUAACUGACCUUAUUCAGUUUCAUUUAAUUUGGCAAAUCUUGGCGAAAUUUUCUUUGGGACCGUAUCUAUUGUUAUCUACGUUUAGAAAAAGAAAGCGACAAUUUUUGUGUUGUGUUCACGUACUCCAUAAAGCGGGCUCGUGAAAUUAGGAAGUUUCAUGUCGUAGUGGUGCAACGACGUCAAAAAAAAUGUACAAAAUAGUGUGAUGCACGUGCAAAGUUGUCGUUUGUUAACAUAAACAUAUUAUUUUUUGCCGUUUUCCUUGCCGUCGCCGUCGUCUUUGAUUUUGUUGUCAUCCAGAAAUACUGCUACCAUGGUAGCGUGACGUCACACCUCUCUAUUACCACGUUUUAUAUAAUUUAUGGUAGGUGGUACCUCCAGUUUAUUCGCUCCGAAUUCCGUGGCCAGUUACCAAAGCCUUACAGCAACGCACCUAAUGCCACUAAAAUAAUCCCGACGCAGAUGAACGACAUGAACGAAGAAGAGCCUUCAAGAUAUGUAAGUAAUGGUAUGAUAAGUGAGUUAUUGAUCACAGUGAGUUAGUUGUGGUAGUAACUGCGUAAGUAAGUGGUAGAAGUGUUGGUGGCGAUAAUUGCGAUGAUGAUGAUGAUGAUGAUGAUGAUGAUGAUGAUGAUGAUGAUGAUGAUGAUGAUGAUGAUGAUGAUGAUGGCGGCGGUGUUGGAAUGUUGUAGGGAUUAUGCUUAACGAAAAAGUAAAAUCAAACGAAAAGAGAGCUUUAGAGGAAAAAAAGAGUGCAAAAGAAAGACAAGGUUUGAAUUCUCAUGGCGCACUUGUUUGUGCAACGUUGAUUUCUCCCUCUGUAUGUUGUUUUUAAAAGGUGUAGGCGCGCCGUUUUUAAAAGGUGUAAUUUAUCCGUUGUCGUCAUGCAUUGAUAUCUGAGAAGAGAGAGAAUAAAUAUCAAGCUUUAAAAUGCCCUGAUUUUUAACAAAUGUUCCUCAUCGUUGCCCUAAGAAAUGUGUGGAGAAAGGUUAAGAGAAUACGUUUUUCAUCUUCAGCCAGUAAUACAAGGCUUAACAUUAGCUGGUUAACAAAGUUGCAGAGAUUGUUUAACAAAUUUUCCACGAUGAUUUCAUGCUAUGUAUAGUUAUAAAAUAGGCCAUUUAACAUUUCGAAUGUUGUUGAAUAAUUAGAGAAUAGAGAUGGACUCUAUUCCGUUGAGCAAGUUUAUUCUUGUAACUGCCUGGUGUCAUUAAUGCAUUAUUCGUAACUUUCUGUAAUUCUUGGUGCCCUCAUAAAACAGUUCACCUUUUCGUAAUUUUCUUGCAAUUCCCCCUACCCCCACCCUACACAGUGUUAAAAAUCGAAAAAUUCUGGAUACACGCGUCCAACGGUGCUUCUGGAAUGGGGGAUGGGUUGGGCAUAUGUAAACUGAAAAAAGCCCCACAAAUGCAAAAGUGUCCCAAGACUUGUCCAUGGUUGAAGUGUUAUUAUUGAAAGCCCGUCUCAUGGGGCUCUUUGGUCUUUUUAAGAUUUCUGUUACAAAGUGCGACUUCCUUGUGGAUCUAGAGACAGGCAGAGAAACUGAAAGAGAACCAGACUUCGCCAAACGAACAAAAGAGUGGGAGGUUCUACUAAAAAAGCCGUUUCUGGACGCUGAGAGGUUAGUAAUGUGACAUGUUCUUUAAACCAGUGAGUUUUUAAGGUGUAAUUUGUGAAGAACAUGAAGAUAGAAGUGCAAAGCUUUGUAUUUUCAAGUCUGUUUUUGACGCAGAAUCUGACCAAACCUCUCCUCACAUACCAUUUUAUUAUCGCUACUCCUACCCUCAGGAAUUCCUCUUCACAAGGAAACGUUUGCCCUUUUUGCUAGAGUGUUCUGGUGACCAGUUAAUCCCUUUCCCCACCCUUAUCAAAGAGUUUACUCUUCCUACCCUCCCCUAAGGUUCUCUUUUGGGAUCAAUUUAGAUGUUUGGGAAAUGCCCACCUACCCCUCCCCUAAGCCAGCAUUAACUGUUACUUCUCGUUUAGGGCAAUUGUUGGCAUAGGGGAGGGGUAGGUGGGCAGUUUCUCAGAAACCUAAUUUUAUCCCUCUUUUGCUCUAAAUCUCAGAAAGACUGUUUGUUGUGUUUUCAGAUCUCACCGUGUCUUCAGGGCAUUUUAUAUCCCUUUCGUUUCCUACCGCUACACAACGUAUUUAAACUACGUCUUACUAAGAUCACUGCGCAAGACGAGCGCAAAGUCAAAGAAAGGAAAAGAUAAAGAGGAAAGUGCAAGUUAACGAAAAAGAAAAUCAUAGUAACCGAGCUUUAGGAAUGGGUGAUUGAAAAAAAUUGUACAGUACUAUAUUGAGACGCGAGAGAGUUGAAAAAAUCAGAGAAAUCCGCUGCUGUUUGUAGUUUUGCCUUAAUCGAGUUUACAAGGCUUGGGUCGCUUUCCAUUCAGCCCAAUAUUCGUGAAAUUUCGGUGGAAAAUCAAUUGUUACGUACCAUUUCAGGUUAGUCCGACCGCCUGGAAUAUUUGAAAGCACCUAUGAAAGGUCUUCUUUUACCGGUCAGGCCGAAAUUCUCCCUCCAUUUGAAAAAUUAUUGUCCCAGUAACGCUCUUCUGUACCUCUCUUAUAAGGACAAUAAUCAAACGCGCGGUGGCUUGGGUCGUGUCUGUGCAACGGGAAUUUACCGUUCCACUGGGCACGUGGGAUUUUCUGAAAUUCAAACCGAAAUUUUUCUUGAAUGAAAAGCGCCCCAAUUUUUUUCUCCCUCCCUCCCUCCCUUUCAUUUAAAACCAACUCUUUUUCUUGAAGGAUUAACAGUGCCACCGGAGACCACUGCUAAGUAACUUUCAAGUAACACUUAUGCGUUAGUUAGAACCACGUUGUACAGAGUAAUUAAGAAAGCUACCGGAAAGUAAUGCUCUGAAUGGUUACACGUUAGGAUUUCAUCCGCAGCUUGAAAAGCUAGAAGCACAUUGCGCAUUCACUGUAGAUUUCGUUUGAAUGGUCACGAUUUUGAAAUUAAUCCACAGAAUCUAAUGACAGGACAACCUAAAACAUUAACAUAAAUAAAGAAAACAACAAUUGCGAAGUUUGUCAGAGGUACCUUUUCAAAUAUGAUUGAGCCCCAACGCAGUUUUUGUCUUUAAUAUGUUCAUUCUGUAGCUAUAACUAUUUUCAUAUUUUCUUCAUAUAUAAUAUAUUAUUAUGCAGUCGCA